AUGAGUUCUAGCACUGACACCACCUCAAACACGGAAUUCUAUGGUCCCGGAAUUUCGGAAACGGAUCCUUCCGUUAGUCAGGGGACCAACGAUGACGAACCCAGCCUGCCUGUGGAAACCGAAUUGGCGACGGCCAUUACGGCACCGUUGCCAGUGGGAGGAAUUGCAUGCCCAGUGUGCGCAAGGAAUAAUAAUCAUAUUCUGUUUCUAGACAUCACACUCCUCUCAAAACACAUAAGCCAACAUCAUCCGCAGUCGGACACGAAAUGGGCAUGUAGAAAAUGUGGCAAACUAUGGGAAAGACUACACCCCUGGAGAUGUUACUUCGCCAAAUGCAAGGGGAAACCAGCGGAGAGACAAGACGGCCAUAAAUGUGAUUCCUGUGGGAUGUUCUUUGCAACGACGGUAGGAAGAUCGAUGUAUGAGCGGCAUAUGCACCCAGAAAUAAGGAACACCAAACGAAGAAUGGCAGCGGGGGCACCACGCCUCCCAGCGGGUAGAAGCACGACAGUAUGGUCUGACCAGGAAAUCGUGCAGCUAAAGGAACUCGAGACUCUAUAUUCUGACUCAAGAUUCAUUAACAUUGAGAUUCAGAAGCACAUGACAAAGAAGACGACGAAGCAAAUCAGGGAUAAAAGAAGGGGUCUAAGACUACUGGAAGGCAGAAACAAUGUUGCUGCCGGGAGUACAACCGUCGAAACUCUCCCUACCCACGAAAUACCCGUAGAAGAACCGGAUAGAGGAACACAAGAAGAAGAAAAUAUUAAUAACGGAAACGACGCAGUGUCUCUCGUGGAAGACACACCGGUACCACAGGGGAAUGAACUCCUCGCUAUAGGCAACACCUGCAACUUACCGGACGAGGCGCCAAACAAUGAAACAGGUGAAGCCAGAAAUAACACAAACGAAGGGACCAACGAAGCGAGCAGUGAAGAAAGGUCACAAUGGAAGGACAUAUUGUCCAACUGCAUCAUGGAGUCACUUUCCGGUCCCGAACUAUACAAGAAGCUGCAACUGAAGCUUGUCGGAAUUUGGAAGGACUCACGUAAGGACAGCUGCUCUUUAGGGCAAAGACUGGAUGCCUUCAUUGCCACCGACCUUGUCCCAACGCUACGGUGUGGGGCUAAGGACGGAGAAGAGAGAGACAACCAGGCAGCCCCAUCGAGCAACCGGCCAACCACUAGCCGACGAAGGGGUACUCGGAAGAAGAACAACCGAAAUAAUCGGAAAAGAAGAGAGUAUCAAAGAGCCCAAGACCUGUACGAACAUUGCCCCAAGAGAUUGGUAGAAGUCGUUAUGAACGGAGAUCAAACGGCCUUAGGAGGAAGACUUGAACCGCCCAAGAAAGAAGACAUAAUAAAAUUAUAUAAUGAAUUAUGGGGCAUCGAGGGUCCGGCUGCUUCUGAAUGUUCCAGAUGCGGCAGGAUUGAAACAGCGAGAUCAUUCAACACUAGUGACGUGUUCACCCCAGUAACAACGGAGGAAAUAUUGGCUAAGAUGAAGAAGAUCAGAGGGAAUACCGCCACAGGACAGGAUGGUAUCAGGAAAAGAGACCUCGCUAGGCAAGGAGUGAGCGCGCUGCUGGCAACCCUGUUUAACAUUCUGUUACGCGAAGGCCACUUUCCAGCACCAUGGCUUACAAACAGGACGACGCUCAUUCCCAAACUGGGAAAGGAUGAAGCCGACGCUAAGAACUGGCGUCCAAUAACCAUCAGUUCAUUAUUAAAUAGAAUAUAUUGCUCAUUGAUAGACAAGCGACUGAGAGCUGUGAUAAGACAGACUGUCCGGCAAAAGGGCUUCACCAUGGAUAACGGCUGCAAGGCAAACACUGCACUCUUCAAACAUGCAGUUACGGCAAUGAAAGCGGGAACGGGAGGAGUAGCUACAAUCGUAGACAUCUCAAAGGCGUUCGAUACCGUUCCGCACUCUGCCAUCAAGACUAGUUUAUUAACAAAAGGACUACCGAACCAA
Cephus cinctus (wheat stem sawfly) is the source of this 1971-nucleotide messenger RNA. RefSeq lists its product as uncharacterized. The record is from RefSeq and is a predicted model, not a curated record. NCBI's taxonomy places the organism in Eukaryota, Metazoa, Arthropoda, Insecta, Hymenoptera, Cephidae. The annotation marks the transcript as partial. The transcript has a single exon.